AUGGGUUCGACACUCUGCCAGAACCGUCUGAUUGAGGAGAGAAAGCAGUGGCGGAAAGACCACCCGUUCGGCUUCUGGGCCAAACCCCAGAAGAACCCCCAAGGUGUGCUGGACAUGAAGGUCUGGGAGUGUGCUAUUCCUGGCAAGAAAGACACAAUCUGGGAGGGCGGCCAGUUCAAGCUGCACAUCACUUUUCCAGAUGAAUAUCCCACGAAGCCCCCCAAGUGCAAAUUCGUCCCUCCUCUGUUCCACCCCAAUGUCUACCCUUCGGGCACCGUCUGCCUUUCGAUCCUCAACGAGGAAGAGGCUUGGAAACCGGCCAUCACUCUCAAGCAGAUUCUCCUUGGUGUUCAAGACCUCCUGAACGACCCAAACCCCGAGUCACCAGCUCAGGCCGAGGCUUACAACCUAUUCAAGAAGGACAGAGCCGAGUACGAAAGACGUAUCAAACGGAUUGUUCGAGAGAAUGCUGCUCCAUAGACGAGCUCGCUUCUGGGGGCAUACUGGAAAAAGACGACAGUAGAAUAACGUAUUAGUGGGAUCUACGAUUGUGGUCAUUUAUUUCUGGAGUUACUUGGGAACAUCAUGGACGGCUGGGAAGGCAGGCAGGGGCGUAGCAUUGGUUGGGAACGAGCUUCUAGACGGACGACUCUCGACAUGGAAGGGUUCUUCUUUCAUUCAACGAACUGGUAUUUGACUUUCUGGAGUGGGGGUUUAAUGGAAUCGGCUUUUUUUCCAACAAUACGAACCACUGAAUCAACCAUCCCGUCUUUGGCACCCGUGACUUGCGCCUCCAUGCAGUGUUUCCGAUACAGAAUUCGUGACGCUGGUGUCGUGUG
This is a messenger RNA of Podospora pseudocomata, 839 nucleotides long. RefSeq names its product SUMO conjugating enzyme Hus5 (gene hus5). The record is from RefSeq and is a predicted model, not a curated record. Gene Ontology annotation, biological process: protein sumoylation. NCBI's taxonomy places the organism in Eukaryota, Fungi, Ascomycota, Sordariomycetes, Sordariales, Podosporaceae. Bases 1 to 480 code for a protein of 159 amino acids. The transcript is spliced from 4 exons. Gene Ontology annotation, cellular component: nucleus. Gene Ontology annotation, molecular function: SUMO conjugating enzyme activity.